Molecule: messenger RNA, 417 nt
Organism: Mesorhabditis spiculigera
Lineage: Eukaryota; Metazoa; Nematoda; Chromadorea; Rhabditida; Rhabditidae
Source: the annotation of a GenBank genome assembly
AUGGGCUCUUCUGUAAUCGUCACCGGAGAACCGUCAAAACCGAAAAUCUCUAAAAUAAUGGUGGCUCUCCUCGCGAUCUCCAUUGCCGUCGCACUCCUAUGGCCAUCGACGGAGCAACAGCUGGCGGCAUCGGAAGCCCAGGAAAAGGAAAAGUUCAAGAUGAAGCUGAUGAACCAGCUGAAGGGAGCGAUGGGCAACUCGAAAAAGUGCGAACAAAUCGAGGAUAAAGAAGAGCGGGCAGCUUGUUUCGAGAAACUGAUGGACGAUAUGAAGAAAAAGAUGGAAAUAUUGCGUUCCAGAAAGGAGGCAGCUGGCCAGAGUGAUAAGACCCUCCAAGACGCCUUCCAAAAAGCCGACGAACUCAGCAAGCACAUCGACCCAUCGAAGAUAAAUUUCGGCAAAUCCAAAAGUGAAUUG